Linum trigynum is the source of this 1270-nucleotide messenger RNA. The record is from the annotation of a GenBank genome assembly. Lineage: Eukaryota; Viridiplantae; Streptophyta; Magnoliopsida; Malpighiales; Linaceae.
AUCAUAUGAUUGCUCUGGCCAUAUACCGUCCCUAUUUAUUACUGAUCCUAUCUCAAACCGUAUUUAGGUGAAUGUAUUGAUCACAUAUGUAGAUUUUAUUUAAUAGCGAAGAAUGUUUGACCGCUUGCCGUUGUUGACCCCGGCUCUUAAACGUUUAAACAGCAAAUAUUUUAUUGUUAUUAUUACUUUACAUGAGGCCCAAAUUAAAUGUAUCUUCUCGGAUAAUCCCCCAUGAUAUCUCCGUUGCUGCGUGCUUGACUGCUUGCUUUAUGCCGAUUGCCUUCCGCCAUAAAUACCAAUUACACAUACAACUUGCCCUCCAAAUUAACUUGCGCCAUCCUCCAACCGCUUUCUCCUGCUCCAUUCCUCUAAAAAUUUCUCCUUUUACUGAUCUCUCUCUCUCUCUCUCUCUCUCCCUCUCUGUGAAGAAAUGGAAAUCUUCGGCACAAAAUUCUACAGCAGCGGGGACAGAUACUGGCGAAGGAAGAGAUACCAAAAGCUACGACAAGAUUAUGGCUCAAUCCGAAACAAGAACAUCCGCAUCGCCAGGCUCGGCGGCGACAAGUCCUCCUCCGCCUCCUCCUCGUCCCGCAAGCUGGCGUGGAGGAUCAAGGUGGUCCCGAAGCUGCGGCUGAGAAUCGUGAUGGCGGCGCCGCUGAAGCUGGCGGCGAAGCUGAAGAACGGUUACCUGGACAUGAUGGUGAGGCUGGCCGGGAGCGUGGGUUACUUGAAUACCAACUUGGUGUUCGGCAACAGAAGGGUUCCGAAGGCCAGGCACGUGAAGAGCACGUGCACCAACGAGGAGUUCCGGAACAGGAUCAUCUACGAGAUGUUCAAGAACAUUUCUUCGGCUCAUGAAUUGAAUCCCAUGUAGUAGUUGUGAAAGAACCAGUUAAUCAUAUAUCGUUUAGGCUUGGAGUUUGGACAGGCACAGGUCCUGACACGAGUUGGGCGAAUCGAACAGAAGACCUUACACAUAAAGCUCUGAUACCAUGUCAAGAACCAGUUGAUCCCAAUAACUCGAGUUGUUGAAAGAGAUUCAAUCGUGGAUCAUGUACCGUUUACUAACCGUAGUACUAUUGUGUCUUCUUCUUUUGAUCACCUCAAGAGGAUAUCAUAUACGUUUUGCAAUAAUUUUUCCCCCAUCCACUUUGUAUUUUUUUUUUUUUUUUUGCCAUAGAGAUCCCCAAAGGGAAACAGUAGAUACGAAGUAUAUAACAAUAUACAUGAUCUUUGCAGGUCAAAUCACAAAUGAAAAAUGAAAAGACCU